GCUGACAGCCUUGUGAUGAAUGUCCCGAAGAAGACAAGAGCAUGUGUGCCCUGUCACACACGAAAAGUGAGAUGCGAUGCAUCGCAAGUUGGAACACCAUGUUCGCGAUGUGUGGAUCGAGCUUGUGUGGAGGCUUGUGUGCCCUCGCCUCGCCCUCAGAAGAGGAUAAGGGUAGAACCACCAGAAUCUCCUCCGUUGAUCUCGCAAUUGGCGGCUUUCAGAGGCCAUCCGGAAGCAUUUGCAACUGGUAGGCAGAUUACAACGCCAGGGGCUGCACUUCAAGUGGACGAAGAGUUAGAGGUAAUCAAUAACACAAACGUUGGUGCAGACGAGAACCAGUCCAUUCAAAGGGGAGCCCGAGAACAAACGACGACAACCGAUCACAGCGACCAGGAAAAUAGUGCGCAAGGCGAGCCUAAUACUGCAAGAGACGACGCUGCUGCCCCUCGCAAGUUUUUCAUAGAAUACUACAAAGAGUUCAAUCCUUGCACCAUCGUCGGUGAUCUGCUAGGUCGACCAAGACGUCAAGGGCUCGUCUACACCGAAAAUACAGUGACUAUGUCGCAGUCUGCCAAAGAACGUGAGCUAUCUAAGCUGGAUCAAGUCGACCGAUCCUAUCUACAUCAGCGGGAUGUGCAUGAUAUGCCAGAAAAUGCCAUCUGUGCUUCCCUCAUACGGAAUUUCUUCCGUUACGUAUAUGUUCAUAUUCCAGUCAUCGAUCCUGCAGAUUUUGUUGAACAAGAUAAACAGAAAACAUGCUCCAGCAUUCUGCUCUAUGCAAUAUUCAUGAAUGCCCUACCUUUUGCGUCGAACGAAGACAUACAAAGCAUGGGGUUCACCAACAUACUAGCUGGUCAAACAGAAUUCUUCACACGUGCAAAGGUUCUGUAUGAUUUUGGUUGCGAGAAAAAUGAACUCAAGCUGCUACAGAGCUUUCUACUUUUGGCUUCGCACCAGCAUUCUUUAGACUUGAACCGAGAUUCUCGCUUUUGGUUUGGCAAUGCUGUUCGGCUCGCGCUGCAAAUGGGGCUUCAUAAAAGUGCUAUCGAAUCUGAGGUCGAUCCAGCUACAUACAAACUGUGCCGCAGGAUCUGGUGGUUCAUCAAGCAACACGACGUCUUCUCCGUGCUAUCCGGCCUGGAAAGCACCCAGAAGAUUAUUGAUGAGGAUACCGACACAUCCACCCUCACCCUCGGAAACUUCUCCACCAACAACACAGAACCUUCUCCGCACCCUCAAGACGAUGUUGUAGCAAAACACUACUUCAUAGAACUAUGUAAACUGUCGCAUAUAGGCUCUGACUUCCUCCAUCUUGUCCGUUGCCCCACAUCCUCAUCUUCAGCUCCCCAAAACCUCGAAAACAAAAUAUCAACAUGGCGUGCCAAACUGCCCCCCGAACUCUCCGCCACGCACCUCCUCUCCAGCGGUAUCGAUAUUCCAGCGAAAUCUUGCAUAAUCACUUUGCACAUGUCCGCUUUCCAGCUAGAAGUUAUGCUCUACCGCAGCAUCCUUCGCUCAUCAAACGAUGUUAACAGCAAUGAUCCCACAAAGACGAAACUAGAUGCCGCAGUGCUAGAAGGGGUGGCGUUGUGGAGGAAAGGUAUCGCGGUUGAUGUGGUCAAGGGUGCUCCCGCGUUCCUGAACGAAUUCAUAGCGCAACUCCUCGCCAUCCAAACCGAAACACUUCAAGCAAAUAGCCACAUCACCAAUUCCUCCAAUAACGGGGCUAGAGCACUGGGCUUUCAAGCUGAUUUAUAUGUGUUUGUUGCGUAUUUCGAGGAGUUUGAGAACAGGUGGCCUACUGCGGUGAAGUACUCUCAUCUUUUCCGGCGCGGGGUUUUUGAGGGGUUGGGGUGA
Messenger RNA from Periconia digitata, 1857 nucleotides. The record is from the annotation of a GenBank genome assembly. NCBI's taxonomy places the organism in Eukaryota, Fungi, Ascomycota, Dothideomycetes, Pleosporales, Periconiaceae.